ACAGCUAGAUCCAAAGGAAUAUCCUUUGGCUGAUACACCAACUCCUCCGGCGCUUAAACGUUUUUGCUUCGAUUUGAACGGACAACCUGCCUACAUUAGAGAGGACGAAGAUUCGGAACAACAAAUUAUCAAGCUUCAAGAAGCCUUGUAUAAUAUGCGCGCGUCUUCUACCCCAACAACGAGAACGGUCAAGAAAAGUGUUACUUCGACUCAGCAAUCAUUUAAUGAUAAUUAUAUAGAUUCUAUACCUUCUGGAGGUGGUGCUCGUAAAAGACCAGCUUCUCCUAUUGAACCAGUAAUCGAUUUCUCUGCUAACGCUCGACAUCAAAAUAGUAUAAAUACUUAUACUAAACUAUCACGAGAACGUAGGUCUUUAUCUCCUCCUCAUAAAAAAGUCCGUGCAAAACCUGUAAACUCUAUGUUGGAACAAGAAAACGAGCUGGCCUCACAGAGACAAUGGAUGGAAUUUAAUACAGAUUUUCUGGACAAUAAUAUUAGUUCAGGAAUUACAAUACCAAGAACUAAUACUCCAUUAAGUACUGUACAAGGUGAAUCAUCAACCUCAAUAAUUACUCAACAGGUUCCUACUGCAUCCAGACCUUUUAAUACUAUAUCGACUUCAAACCUUGGAAUGGAUACUCCUUCAACUACAAGAAGUACUCAUUCAUCUGCUCUUCCAUCUCCUUCACUGUCUCCGAUUACUGGUGUUUCAACCUCACGUAACACUAAUCAAUUUGAAACUUAUUUCGCUGAACAUUCCGUUCGUGACGACGUGGAUGAUGAUGAUGUCACUGUUGAUGAGCCAUUAUCUGCCAGUAUCAAUGAAAAUUGGAGUUUACAACAAACUACAACUACUGAUACAUCUAAUACUCCUAGCUUAUGGGAUUUGAACACUAUGCUUACAACGUUUGAUGCUUUACCGGCUUCAAUGAAAUCUUAUAUGUUAUUCCAGCUUCUUCGUCGUUGCCCAACAAAUACUCUCCAAUAUGUUAGUAAUAUUAUUUUACCAGCUUUAAGGAAAGAUUUUGUUGGAACACUUCCUCUUGAACUCAGUCUACAUAUAGUGAGAUACUUAGAUGCUGGAAGUAUGUGUAGGGCUGCUCAAGUUAGUAAAAGAUGGAGAAAUGUUAUUGAUGGUGAUGGUUUGACAUGGCAACGUCGCCUGAAAUUAGAUGGAUUCGGUUUAGAUGCUAAUGAGGAAGCACGUGCCAUUGCAGAAAACUGGGGACUUUUACGCCCGAUAAAAUCCACUCAUAGUAUAAAUAGACAAUUGGAUGGUACGAACAAUGAAAGUGGUACUUCAUCUUCUGAAGAAAGAACUGUUGUAGAAAUUGAUGAUGAUGAAACUGAUCAUAUGAGAGUAGUUAAUGAAGAUAAAGAAGGUUCAUCAUCUGGAUUAGAUGUGUAUAGGACUAAUCUUAGUAAUGAUAAUAUGGCAGUUGAUUCAGUUGAUAUUGACAUUUCAGAUCAAAAAGAUAGUUUGAUUGUUGAUAGUAAUAAUAAUGAAUUACAAGAUUCCGUCACUCUUUCACCAACAGGAACUGAUGAACCACCAUCUUCUUCUUCGGUUGGUACUAGUUCAUUGUUUGAAAGUAAUGAUAAUAUCGAACCUUCAGAAGAACAACCACCACUUCCACCAUCUGCAAAUCAUCCAUAUAAAGCUAUUUACCGUCGUCAUUAUCUUAUGAGACAAAAUUGGAUUAAUGGUCGGCAUAAACAUAUAUCUUUUCAAGGUCAUGGCAAUAAUGUUGUUACAUGUCUUCAAUUUGAUUCAGAAAAGAUAAUUUCAGGAUCUGAUGAUCAAUGCAUUAAUGUAUAUGAAACUUCAACGGGUAAAUUAAUUAAUCGACUUGAAGGUCAUGAUGGAGGUGUUUGGGCAUUACAAUACGUUGAUAAAACGUUAGUGUCAGGUUCUACGGAUCGAACCGUAAGAGUGUGGGACCUUGAAAAAGGCAUUUGCACACAUGUUUUCCCAGGGCAUACGAGUACAGUUCGAUGUCUUCAGAUUAUAAUGCCACAAAACGUCAAUACGAAUCCUAAUGAGCCACCAAUUAUUGAACCAACUUAUCCUUUGAUAGUUACGGGAUCAAGGGACUCCACCUUAAAAGUUUGGCGUCUUCCAAAUCUUGAAAAAAAUGAUCCUCAAUAUCAACCUAUAAUUCCAUCAUCACCAUCAGAUAAUUCACCAUAUCCGGAAAAUCCUUAUUUUGUUCGUACACUUCAGGGACAUUCACAUUCAGUUCGUGCUUUAGCAGGAGUUGGAAACACUUUAGUAAGCGGAAGUUACGACUGUUCAGUGAGAGUUUGGAACAUUAUGACCGGUGAAUGCCUUUGGCGAUUAAUAGGACAUACACAAAAAGUAUACUCUGUUGUAUUAGACGCAAAACGAAAAAGAUGUAUGAGCGGAAGUAUGGAUGGUACGGUAAAGGUAUGGAGUUUAGAGGAUGGAACAAUUGUCUGGACUUUAGAAGGUCAUUCAUCUCUUGUCGGUCUUCUAGAUCUUUCACAUGACUUUCUUGUUUCUGCUGCUGCUGAUUCUAGCCUUCGUAUAUGGAAUCCUGACGAUGGAACUUGUAAACAUGUUUUAACUACACAUUCCGGAGCCAUUACAUGUUUUCAACAUGAUGAGAGUAAGGUUAUAUCGGGAUCAGAUGGAACACUUCGAAUGUGGGAUGUUAAGACAGGUCGCCAACAACGAGACUUAUUAACUGGCUUAAGUGGAGUCUGGCAAGUUAGAUUCGAUGAGCGUAGAUGUGUUGCUGCGGUCCAAAGAAAUUCUGUAACGUGGUUUGAUGUCUUAGACUUUGGUGUAUAUGGAAUUGAAGAAGAAUAG
Messenger RNA from Racocetra persica, 2833 nucleotides. The record is from the annotation of a GenBank genome assembly. Lineage: Eukaryota; Fungi; Glomeromycota; Glomeromycetes; Diversisporales; Gigasporaceae.